This is a messenger RNA of Branchiostoma belcheri (Belcher's lancelet), 3812 nucleotides long. RefSeq names its product ER degradation-enhancing alpha-mannosidase-like protein 1. NCBI's taxonomy places the organism in Eukaryota, Metazoa, Chordata, Leptocardii, Amphioxiformes, Branchiostomatidae. Gene Ontology annotation, biological process: endoplasmic reticulum mannose trimming; carbohydrate metabolic process; mannose trimming involved in glycoprotein ERAD pathway. Gene Ontology annotation, molecular function: calcium ion binding; mannosyl-oligosaccharide 1,2-alpha-mannosidase activity. The coding region runs from base 292 to 1182 and encodes 296 amino acids. The transcript is spliced from 10 exons. The record is from RefSeq and is a predicted model, not a curated record. Gene Ontology annotation, cellular component: endoplasmic reticulum; membrane.
AACAGUGUCACCGUCGGCGCCACCAAAACUGGCAGGACAAUACAAGACUGUCAGGCAAAAAUUUGGAACAAUCACGUAAAUUUGAAACAUGGUCUUCCGUCGAACCCGCGUAACGACACGUGUACGGCAGGGGCUGGCUCCCUGCUGCUGGAGUUCGGCCUGCUCAGCCGGCUGGUGGGGGAUCCCGUGUACGAGAGCAUCGCCAGGAGAGCCGUCAAGGCACUGUGGAGGUACAGGCAUGCCUCCACUGGGCUCGUAGGGAACACCAUAAACAUCCAGACUGGGGAAUGGAUGGGUCCAUGGGCGGGGCUUGGGGCGGGGUCAGACUCCUUCUAUGAAUACCUGUUCAAGGGCUACAUCAUGUACGGUGAUCCAGAGGACCUGAAAAUGUUCCGGGAGAUCUACACCAGCGUCAAACAGAACCUCAGGAAAGGCCGGGACAGGUGUAAUAGCGGCCAGGGGAACCCUCCCAUGUACGUCAACGUGAACAUCGGGGAUGGGUCGCUGGCAUCCACCUGGGUCGACUCCCUGCAGGCCUUCUGGGCGGGGCUGCAGGUUCUGAACGGUGACAUAGAGGAGGCGAUCUGCCACCACGCUGUGUACUACGCCAUCUGGCGGCGGUACGGGGCACUGCCGGAGAGGUUCAACUGGCACCUGAAGGCACCUGAUGUUCGCUUUUACCCACUGCGACCUGAACUGGUGGAGUCAACGUACUUACUGUAUCAGGCCACCAAAAACCCCUUCUACCUGCAUGUAGGGACAGACAUCUUGAGAAGCUUAGAGCAACAUGCCAAGGCAAAAUGUGGCUAUGCAACUCUACACUGUGUGAUCAACAAGACUCAGGAAGACCGUAUGGAGAGCUUCUUCCUCAGUGAGACCUGCAAAUACCUAUAUUUGUUGUUUGACAAGGACAACCACGUGAACCAGCAUGCCCGACGUUACCUCUUCACCACGGAGGGACACCUGUUCAGGGUCGACAGGACGUUCCGAAGGUCACCCUGGGAGUGGGAGGGGCUGUCACAACCCAAGAGGUCAAAGGUUGAAGAGCAACUGUCAGUGGUGGAUGCUCGAGGCUUGAAUGGAACUAAUUGUCACAAGAUCCCUACAGAGAGACGGUACCUGCUGCCACUCCAGAGUCGAUACCAGCAUCAGCUGGACAGUUUCAUGGGGCUGAACACAUAGCAGUGACAGGACAUCCUCCACUGAGCAUUUCCGUCUCGUAAACAGUCUUUGCUAUUUGAAACGGUCGAUGCAAUAUCGCUGAAUGGUUGAUGCCAUCUCCAGUGAAUCAUAACUUCUUUAAGAGGCAAAAACAUUUAAAACUCUAUAAAAAGCAACAUUUCAUUCUCAAAUUUAUGACACCAUUGUGAAAAAUAGUGAAGAUACUUAGUCUAGUGAAAAAAGACAGAGCAUAAGAUUUGAACCUGCUUCAAAAAUUCUAAAACCCUAAUUCUCUACAUCUUGAAACAUCAUGGUGUUAACUAGGAGUGUUCUAUUACACUUAAAGUUAGCUAUUCUGCAAUAUGGCAUCAACUGCUUCAAAAGGCAAUGACCAUAUACGAGACAGAAAGUAGCUACUCCACCACCUCACAUAUCUGACAAUACAUCCCAUGGGGGAGGGGGGUUUACUGGACUGUCAUUUGCCAUCUUUAUAAAUCUUUGAGAUUUUUACUGGUCAGCAGCUGUAUUUAUUGACUUGCAUGUUGGAGCAAGUGGCUUUGAACGUAAACAGUUUGAACAUUUGAAAACUUGCAACUUUUCAUCCCAUGUACAUGUAGGGCGAUGUCUUACAUACCUUUGGGACUGAACUUUUGUUCAGUCACUAUGAUAGAAUGACACAGUUACUGUAAUAUUUUGUCUUUGAGGAGCUCAUGUUUUGCCAUAGUUACCUCGUAGUAGUAGACAAAGGCAAUCUUUGUCACACAGUUUAAAGAAGCAUUUAUGUUGAGGUUCAAUUUUGGUGUAUGUUGGUUGUAUAAUGUUGCUGUGCUGCUUUGUAUUAGAAUUCUAUCAUAUUGUCAUCCUAGCAGACAGAGAACUAAUCGUUUAUUUGCCUUCUCAUUUAGUUCAGUUCAGACAAUUUGCAGAACUUUUUGCUUUUCAUACAUAUAUGAGGUAGGAGUGAAAGUACCCCUUAGUGUAUCAUUGUUCUAGCCAGCAAGAAUUUUUUCCCGUCAUCUCAAUUUUGUUUGUUAUAACUGUGUUGUAUCAUGUCGAGCGCAAGAGGUGUUACACCCCUAGGGGUCCGUGGGCAUGCUCCUCUGGGAAAAUUUUGAAGUCUAAAAGACUUGACCUUCUGAAACACUAUUUCCUGCAUUUUGAAGGAAAAAAUUGGCUGAAGACUAAGCUUACUAUAUAAUGACAUCUCGUUCCAAGAUGGGUGAAAUUUUCAUUGUGAGCAGCAAAAUUCCAUCAAAUGACAGAGAGAUGGACAUUAGCUAGAACAUUGGGGUAUACUAGUACUGCUAGGGUCACAGUCGAUAGUGCCUGUUGUCUGUCAAAUGUGACUAUAAGGCAUCAUUAGUGCCUCAUCAUUCCAGCAUCCUUCAGUUGUCAUGGAAGGAAACAGGGUCUUCCCAAGUUAACUCAGCAGACAUAUUUUGAUACUACCCAUUUUGGCAUUUAGACCAGUUGUGCCAAUAUUGGUCGUGAUGUGAACAUUUUGUAGACUAUUGUCCUGUAGUUUGAUAACUACCUGCUAGAGGGAGUUGCCAUUCAAUUUGGAAAGGAGAUGGCAGCUGAGUGCUUGAGUCCGUAAAGAAACAUACAUAUAUACUAGUACUACGAUAAAAAAACAUACUUACUGAUGAGUCAAUUUCUUUUCAGUGUAUUAUGAUACAGAAAUUAUGUUUGUUUGAUAUGGUUUGCCAUGGAGGAAAAGCUUAUCUAUACUUUUGUCCUUUUGAGCAAUGACAGUUCCCUACUACCAUGCCUGCCAUAAUCAUGAAGCCAUGUAACAACAAAUCAUUCCAAAUCACGAAUUCUACUUCAACCCAACACGAUGCCAACAACUUUGAAUGUUGCACUGAAAGAUUAUUCAAGGUGAGAUUUUAUACGACACGAGUACAGUGAAUGUUAUAAAAAUACAUGAAGACAAAAAUGCCUAGCUGGUAAAUCUAUAAAUUAUAUAAUUACAGGGUACAUAAAUCCUUACAUGUAACGUGUUACUUGUUUGAUCUUGAUAAUUAUGAUGACCUAUACUUCUGUAUACAUUGUGAUUAUAUCAAUUGAAUAUUUCCUAAGAUGUGUGUUGAGAAUUUUUACAUGAAUAAUUCUACUGGAAUGUCGAACUCAAGUGUCCUUUGAGGCAAACCAGUAGGAGUUUAGUUAAGAUAUAGGAGUGGGUACCAGUUUGGCUUGAUCAGGUCCAAGUGCAGAUCCAAGUCAAAAUAACGAGAUCCAGGUCUGAACCAGAUUAUGGUAUUACAGUGAAAAAUAAGGUACAUGUGUGUAGUACUACACUGUGUAUAGUAUUUUUGGAGAGUGAGACACAAACAGUCUCUCAGGUCUCUCUGAGUGCUACAAAUUAUGUUUGAUUUCACAGUGUAUAGUACUGUAUACUACUGGAAUGACAUUCUAGUUAUUUUCAAUGUACAAGCAUAUAUAUUUUGGCUAAUCUAAUUUUAUUCAUGGUUAUGUGCCCAGAUUACCAGGUACCGGUAAUGACAUAAUAUAUAGUACAUACAUGUAUACUAUUUUGGUUGAACUGUACGAUAUUAUUAAUAAGCCGUGUUACAUACUCUACUGUGUUACAUGUACAUCAUGACAAGGGCUACAUGAACAUGCCACAAGUAAAUUUUAUGGACGACCAA